AUGGCAGAGGAGCGGGAUGGAACCCUCGGGACGGCAUCAAGACCGUCUCGAGUCCUUUGGCGUGGUUUCAUUGCAGAGGCGGGCAGAGGAGAUUGGCUAGGAGAAGUUAUCAUGACUCUGCUUACCGUCGUUGCUGUUGCUUUUGAACUGUCCAGCAAGUAUCAGAUCAAGCAUCACGCACCGUCAGUUGCCCUAUCGCAGCGGCCCGUCGAGAGCGAGGUGGAUCAGUCAGGAUGCAUCAAGACCGUGUUUCGUCCCUCGCAGUCCACUCUGCAUCGAUGGCGAGAGGCACAGCUCGCUGUCGGGUGUGCCCACGGCGUCCUUUUCAUUGUUACAAAGGCGGGCGGAGGAGAAUUGUCAGGUGAAUCCACGUCCAAGUCGACCUCAAAGCUCACCGUGGCCAGUGCGUAUUCUAACCAUCAGCACUCAUUAUCAAUCACCCUCAAUACUCGUAUCAACCACCAUCCAUCGCUAUUCACCCACAACAAUCGAGGCGGCCGAGAGAUCGAGAGCGGGAUGAAAUAG
Psilocybe cubensis is the source of this 525-nucleotide messenger RNA. RefSeq lists its product as uncharacterized. The coding region runs from base 1 to 525 and encodes 174 amino acids. The record is from RefSeq and is a predicted model, not a curated record. The transcript has 4 exons. Lineage: Eukaryota; Fungi; Basidiomycota; Agaricomycetes; Agaricales; Agrocybaceae.